Molecule: messenger RNA, 1917 nt
Organism: Sipha flava (yellow sugarcane aphid)
Lineage: Eukaryota; Metazoa; Arthropoda; Insecta; Hemiptera; Aphididae
Product: T-complex protein 1 subunit beta-like
Exons: 6
Coding region: 199-1809 (536 amino acids)
Biological process (GO): protein folding
Cellular component (GO): cytosol; chaperonin-containing T-complex
Molecular function (GO): ATP hydrolysis activity; ATP binding; ATP-dependent protein folding chaperone
Source: RefSeq, a predicted model, not a curated record
ACGGUCGUUUGGUUCAACUGGCACACCAGUAUUUUGAAAAGAUUCCGUUGGCCAUUUUGUGCAUUUACUUCAUUGAGUCUGUGUAGGCUUGGGAUUUAUUCCGAUUUGUCAUUGUCAUUAUAUACAUUUUUUUUUUUCAUGCAAACAUUCCAAACUAUGCAAUAUUGUGUAUUUUUUGUUUAAUAGUACAAUAAAAUAAUGGUUUCGUUGAAUCCGUUUCGCAUUUUGAAACACGAGGCGGAAGAAGACAUAGGAGAAAAUGCGCGUAUGUCCAAUUUUAUAGGUGCAAUUGCCAUCGGCGACUUGGUCAAAAGUACCAUGGGCCCAAAAGGCAUGGACAAAAUACUCAUAUCGAUGGGCCGCGGUCCAAUGGAUUCAAAAAUCGAAGUGACUAAUGACGGAGCGACUAUUUUGAAGAAUAUUGGCGUGGACAAUCCGGCCGCUAAGAUAUUGGUUGACAUGUCCAAAGUUCAGGACGAUGAGGUUGGUGACGGUACUACAUCUGUCACAGUUUUAGCUGCUGAAUUAUUACGUGAAGCUGAAAAAUUAGUUAAUGAGAAAAUUCAUCCACAGAUAAUUAUUUCUGGGUGGAGGAAAGCAACAAAAAUAGCACAUGAUGCACUUCAACUUGCUUCAUUAAAUCAUAGUCAAAAUGAAACUCAAUUCCGUGAAGACUUACUAAAUAUUGCUCGUACUACUUUGAGUUCUAAAAUUUUGUCUCAACAUAAAGAACAUUUUGCUAAGCUGUCUGUAGAUGCCAUUUUACGUCUCAAAGGAUCUGGAAAUUUGUCAGCUAUACAAAUUUUAAAGUUAAAAGGUGGUUGUUUGGAAGAUUCAUUUUUGGAUGAAGGUUUUCUGCUUGAUAAAAAGAUUGGUCAAUAUCAACCAAAACGUGUAGAAAAUGCUCGAAUAUUAAUUGCUAAUACACCAAUGGAUACAGACAAAAUUAAAAUAUUUGGAUCUCGUAUCAAAGUUGACUCCAUGGCUAAAGUUGCAGAACUAGAAUUAGCUGAAAAAGAAAAAAUGAAAGAUAAAGUUAACCAUAUACUAGCCCAUGAAUGCAAUGUAUUCAUAAAUAGACAACUGAUCUACAACUAUCCUGAACAACUUUUUGCUGAUGCUGGUAUAAUGGCUAUUGAGCAUGCUGAUUUUGAUGGAAUUGAACGUUUAGCUUUGGUCACUGGUGGUGAAAUUAUGUCGACUUUUGACUCAGCUGCUAAAGUCAAGCUAGGUACAUGUAAACUUAUUGAAGAAAUUAUGAUUGGUGAAAACACAUUGUUACGUUUCUCUGGUGUGGCACUUGGUGAAGCCUGUACUAUUGUUAUUCGCGGUGCCACUGAACAGAUUAUUGACGAAGCUGAUCGUUCCAUACAUGAUGCCUUAUGUGUAUUAUCCUCUACUAUACGUGAGCCUUUCAUUGUCUAUGGUGGUGGGUGUAGUGAAAUGUUAAUGGCUAAUGCUGUUAGUGCUGAAGCAACAAUAACACCUGGUAAAGAAGCUGUGGCCAUGGAAGCUUUUUCUAAAGCUUUACAAUCACUUCCUACUACUAUUGCUGACAAUGCUGGGUUGGAUUCAGCAGAUUUGAUACAUGAAUUAAGAGCAUGCCAUGCUCUUGGAGAGAAUAGCAUGGGUCUUGAUAUAGAACAUGGUACAGUGGGAUGUAUGAAAGCGAUUGGAAUCACUGAAUCGUUUGUUGUCAAGAAGCAGGUUCUUAUAUCUGCUGUUGAAGCUGCUGAAAUGAUUUUGCGUGUCGACUGCAUUAUCAAAGCUGCACCAAGAAAACGAGUUGAAGACCAUGGCCAUUGUUGAAUCUAAUUAUCCACUUAAAAAGAAAAGCUACACUUUUUUUUUUACAUGUUUGACUGUUUUCAAAAUCAUUUUUUUAUACAUUUAUCAAUUUAAUACAAAAACUAAAUA